Molecule: messenger RNA, 1620 nt
Organism: Aspergillus ochraceoroseus IBT 24754
Lineage: Eukaryota; Fungi; Ascomycota; Eurotiomycetes; Eurotiales; Aspergillaceae
Product: ketopantoate reductase family protein
Exons: 2
Coding region: 399-1436 (345 amino acids)
Biological process (GO): pantothenate biosynthetic process
Cellular component (GO): cytoplasm
Molecular function (GO): 2-dehydropantoate 2-reductase activity
Source: RefSeq, a predicted model, not a curated record
UUGGGUUGUGUACUUGGUCCUUCGGCCAUCUUGAUGCGCGGGUCCAGAACAGAAUGGAGCUAGGUGGCCGUCAAGAUUGAGCUACCUCAUGGGGAAAUUCAUGUUUAAAAGCAAUCCGCGUCACCGAUGAAAAGGGAACGAAAUGCAAUUGUGUCAUAAAACAACCAUCGUAGUUCUAGAUUGCUGAAAGAACCCCGAUAAAGGUAUGGUCAAUUGUCGCCGACAACUUCCUCGGAUCUCCACACGUGACUCCGAAUGCGCUUCCCACCCACGGGACUUUGCUGUAUAUUCUCCACGAUAUGAGGCAAGACCUGCCUUGACUCCAUCCGCCGCCAGGCUAUAAGAUCAUCAGGCCACUGGACCUUUCUUGCCCAGCAUCCUCCCGUCAGACCGCUACAAUGUCCAUCGCUAAAGCAAGAGUCCUCAUUUUCGGCACCGGCGGUGUCGGCGCCAUGGCGGCGUACGCCUUGGAGGUGGGGGGCAAAGCCGAAGUGACCGCCAUUUUCCGUUCGAACUAUCAAGCUGUGUCGCAGAGGGGUUUGAACAUUGACUCGAUCGAACAUGGACAUGAUAUCAAGGGCUUCCGGCCAACGCAUAUCCGGAACACAGUCCCCAAUGUGGUCACAGAGGGCCUUGCUCCCUAUGACUACAUCGUGGUCACCGCCAAGAACAUCCCUGAUGUUUCCCCUACGGUUGACGAGCUGAUUGCGCCGGCUGUCACCCCCGGAAAGACCGGCAUUGUUCUUUCCCAGAACGGCCUCAACAUCGAAAAGCCCUUUAUCGCCCGCUUCCCCUCAAACCCUAUUAUCAGCAGCGUGUCGAUGAUCGGCGCAACCGAGAAAGGACAUGGGAACAUUGUCCAUGACGAUGCCGACUCGCAAAAGAUCGGUCCUUUCCAUAACCCCAACAUCCCACAGGAUGUUGCGGAGGCCGCAGCACGCCAAUACGUCGAAAUCUACAACGGAUGCGGCAAACUGGAGAUUGUUUACGAACCGGAUACCCCCAGGACCAGGUGGCGCAAGCUGGUCUACAACGCCAGCUUCAAUUCGACCGCCGCUGUGCUGCGCAUCGACACGGCGCGCAUGCGGAUGAGCGAGCACAUCAUCGAUAACUUAAUCCGGCCAAUCAUGCUCGAAAUCAUGGCCGCUGCGAAGGCCCAGGGUAUUGAGCUGCCGUCGGAGCUGCCCGAUAUUUUGAUCCGAUGCGAUCCUACCGACACAGCUUUCAAGCCCAGCAUGUGUCAAGACGUCGAGAAGGGCAACUUUAUUGAAUUUGAAAACAUCGUGGGCGAGCCGCUACGGGAAGGAGAGGCGAAAGGGGUGCCCAUGCCCACACUGAAGACCAUGUAUGGCAUCCUGAAGGGCGUGCAAUUGAAGACGAAGGAAGCCAGAGGCUUGUGGAAGCCAGUGUUUGAGGAGGGGAACCCUUAUCAAUAAACAAUCAUUGCCGCUGGUAGACAAUGCAAUUCAAUACAGAUCUUAUCCGGAGUAAUAACUCUCUCUCUCUCUCUCUCUCAUCAUAGGUUGAGGGAAGUUCGGUAGAUAUGCCACGAAACCACGCCUAGAUAGACCCGAAACUCAACAUGUAUAUAUAUAUAUAUAUAUAGAUAUAGAUAUAGAU